UAUUCCAUCCUUUUUGACAAUAGACUACUUACUGUACUAGCUAAUUCAUAUAUAAUAGCUAGCUACGCCAUCAAAUAACUUAAGAUGUCAGGAGUUUGGAAGUUUAAAAAUGGGGUGGUGAGGCUGGUUGAAAAUCCAGCAAACGAACAAUCAUCAACGAUGAAGCGCAAAGCGUUGCUUCACACUCCUACAAAUGAAGUGAUAAGCUCUUAUGCUUCGCUCGAGUGCAAGCUCAUCAACCUUGGUUGGGAACGGUAUUAUGAAGAUCCAGACCUUCUACAAUUCCAUAAGCGCUCGUCCAUCGAUUUAAUCUCACUUCCUCGUGAGUUCAAUCGCUUCAAAUCGAUGCACAUGUAUGAUAUCGUCCUCAAGAAUCGUGAUUGGUUUCGAGUAAUUGAUGUUUAGAUUGUGUGUGGCAUAAACAUGAGAGUAGUGUUGCAAUAUAUGUUGACUGCGAUUUUGUAUGUAUUACUUAUUGUUUGUGUUAUUUUCAUUCCAUAUAUAGUGAUCACACAGCGAGAGUUUUUAGAAGAGUGUUGAUAUACAAGUCUAUUGUGUGUUUGUGGGGUUUCUUUCUCAGCUUGUCGGUUUGCUUUGCAUAAAGGGGAUUGGUGAUAGAGAUGAAACUUUUGUUUGUAUCUGAUUUUCUCCAGUUUAAUAAUAUUA
This is a messenger RNA of Dendrobium catenatum, 666 nucleotides long. RefSeq names its product flowering-promoting factor 1-like protein 1. Gene Ontology annotation, biological process: regulation of flower development. The transcript has a single exon. The record is from RefSeq and is a predicted model, not a curated record. The coding region runs from base 85 to 405 and encodes 106 amino acids. Lineage: Eukaryota; Viridiplantae; Streptophyta; Magnoliopsida; Asparagales; Orchidaceae.